Didymodactylos carnosus is the source of this 3192-nucleotide messenger RNA. NCBI's taxonomy places the organism in Eukaryota, Metazoa, Rotifera, Eurotatoria, Philodinida, Philodinidae. The record is from the annotation of a GenBank genome assembly.
UCGUGUUAGCUAGCUAUAUCGCCCGAUAGUAAAUAACCCAAUUCGAAUUGCUAGCUAGGUAUAUCGGGUAGUAUAUUGAGUUAGCUAGCUAGAUCGCCCGAUAGUCGAUAUUUUUUUUCUCCUUGGGGUUAACCGCCUAUUUCUCGAUCGGGACAUAAAUUCGACUAAUUUGAUAAAAAUUUAUAUUCGAAAAAAUAGUUGCUGGGUGCUUGAUACACUUUUAAUCAAACACAACAAAAUCCGAUGUAGUUUUUCGAGCUCUUUCUAAUGGUGACGCCAAUUUUUCCCUAUAACGUCGUCAUUUUUCCCUUAAUCGUUUUUACCACGAAAUUUUGUGUUUUAUAUCCCGAUCGGAAUAUUAAUUUUUUUCUAUAUCCUGAUCGGAAUAGCAGAUAUGCAGGUAUAUAUAUCCCAAUCGGGAUAGUUUUUCGAGCUCCUUCUAAUGGUGAGGUCAAUUUUUUCCCAUAACGUCGUCAUUUUUCCCUUAAUCGUUUUUACGACGAAAUUUUGUGUUUUAUAUCCCGAUCAGGAUAUAGGAGGUGUCCCCCUACUGACAGAACAAAACACAUAAACAUAGAAACAAUUUCCCUUAUUGUCUCACAACAACUUUAUAAAUUUCGACAGUUGUCGAAAUUCCAAAAAAGUUACUGCAACGAACAGAAAUUCCAAAUGAAUUUCUGCUUUUGUCAAAAUCUGCCGAAAUUCCAAAAGCAGCUCGGGAAGUAAAUCGUGUCUAUGGUCGCUGGUUUCGUGCGACUUUAUCUCGAAUAUACGGCGAUUCUGUGAUACAAGAUUUAAAAUUAUCGUAGCGGUGUACUAUAUAUGUCGUUUUUAGAGAUUAUUUUGUAAAAUGUUUGUUGCAAAAGUUGAACAGUACGUAAGUCGGAGUUGAAAGUAGUUUGAUUCAACUGUUAAAAGGUUAGAGUUCUAAGUUCUUGUUCACCCUAUUUUUUUUUCUUAAACUAUGUUUGCUAAGAAAUAUUCAUCAAGUUUUUAUUAUUAUUAUUUUUCUAUGGAGUACCACUUUCCUCCAAAGGUAUACGAUUUAUGACGAUAAAACUGUUGUAUAUGAGUGCAACUGAUACUGUAUUAUAUCAUCUCCACUGAGCACUAGCUGAAACAUUGACGCAGAUAACUGAAAGAAACGUUUAUGAAAGAAACGCUCAACGAUUCGAACAUGCUUAAUGGUUUGAGAGCUAUUUGUUAGUUCGAAAGCAAAGAGUUCGGAUAGACUAUCAUUUUUCGAGAUCAGUAGAAGUUCCACGCAGUAUUUCAUAGACUUCAUUUUGGUACUGUUACUGUUCUUAAGAUUCUUCAGAUGUCUUUUCUCCAUUUUUCGAACUUUUGUGCGGAACAAUAUUUUUCAAAACAACAAAAAGACAUCUGAGAUUUAGUAUUAGGUACUUAUGAUAAAAAUUUUGGCUCGAUCCCAGGAUUUUCAAGCGUAGGGACGUGAUGGUCGCAUGUUAAUGAUGUUAAAAAGGAAGGAUUCUUGAAAACCCAGGAACCAUCGAUAACUCACAAGGACUGGCCUCAAAAGACGAGUCAAAGUUACUUUCAUAGGGGAUGAAAGAAAAGUGAGGGUGAGGGUGAGGGUUUUUACGAUUUACUAACUACCAGGAAAGCCUGCAGGGAAGGUGUACUCUCAAUGAAAAAUUCUCAUGCCACGAUCUCUGCAUUUGUUCCAUUCUUUGUUAAAUCGGCAGUAGACAGUAAAUUGAACCAAAUAUAAACGAAUUAUAAAAAUGCAUUAUUGUGGGAACGGACAUUCGCAACAGAGCUGAUCACCUGCAUAAUUUUUCCGCGUUGCAGUUUGCAGGUUACCAAAAAAAUCUUUUCUUCUGCACAAGCAGAGGCUGAGGGUGAAAAAUUCUGCACUGCCCUGCCCUGCAGGUUGGCUGCAGGUGGACCCUAAGGCGAGGUAUAACAAUUUUUUUUCCCAGUGACCACUAUCAGUCUGUAUUACACACUGAUAAUUAUAGACUGUAUCACCAGUUACGAUUCACUAUCCUUGUUCUAUAUUUUUCUCUUUCUGUUAUCGUUGUAGUCGUUUGUCAUCUUCUAUAUACUAUAGGUAGUGAGCAUAGUAGAAGAAACAUUGCAUACAAUAAGAACGAAAUUCAUUGUUUUUGUUUAUUCUAUAUUUUUCGUUUAGUUUAGUUUAGUUAACCCUACACGGAUGCGGUCUAGGCCAUUAUAUCACAGGAAAUGACAUAUCAAAUGAUAUAAGUGAUUACGGAUAAAACGUUUCUCUCCUUCAUCUUAAAAUGUCUAGUAGACAUACAAAAAAAAAUGUUAGUUAGUUUCUUUUCAUUAAGAGAUCAUUCUGACCUUCAGUGUGAUCAAUAUAUUUCUCUUGGUCUCCUCUCUCUUUUUCUUCUCCACACAAAAACGUCUUUCCCUGCAGUGAAUGCAGGUAAAAUCUUCUCUCCUGCAGGGAGUGCAGGCAGAAAAACAUUCUUCUUUAUCUGCCGGCCGUUAGUGGAAAAAUUUUUCAUUCACCUGCAAACUGCAACCUGCCUGCACUGCCUGCAGGUUGCGGGCAGUUUACAAUGCAGGUGAUCAGCUCUGAUUCGCAAUGUCUGUCUCAUAAACAAAAAUUUUUUCAUUUAUGGCUAGGAUAGAAAAGCAACAGAACGAAAGAAAUGGCAAACUAAGAUAUCACAUAGCAAAAAAUUUGAGCUCUACCUUUUUAGCAACUGUGCUAGUAAGCAAAGGAAAAGAUCAUUACUAGUCGAUCCAUUGACUACUUUACCAGAUUAGCUCUAUAUUGUUUUUCCUUUAGCCCAACGUCAACAAACAAAUGGCCGAUUAUCUAUUCCAGAUGAAAAUACAAUGACAAAAUUGAUUGUUGAUCGUUUAAAUACGCCAAUUGCACAACGUCUUUUCACUGUAUUUAGUAAAUCAGUUGUUAAACGAUGUUUCGAAGAUCAAUUAAGAUUAAAACUGGAAGAUUUUGUGACCAAUAAUGAUUUAUUUAUUGCGUGUGUUAUUCUUCAAAAGCAAAUUGACGUUAUCAAUGGUAACAGCGAAAAUGUUGUUAUUCCAAAACAAAAAUUAAAUGACAUAAAUCAAAAACAAAUGGUAGUUGUAAAAAAAGAUAGAGAAUCAUAUGUGCCAGAAACAAAAACGGAAUCGAUUGAAGGUACUGAUGCUUGUAGUAUAAGGAUGGAACCAUUUUGCAUAGAUUAA